AUGGAUCAAAACGACCCAUACUACCAACAAAACUCGCCAACCCGCCAAAGGUACCGGCAUGGCUCUCCUACCCGUAAUUAUGUUCCACUCGACUCUUCGACCCUCCCGCAUCCCAUUGUGUCUCCAGCACUCCCAUCACCAUCCAGAGCUGCCUAUAACUCGCGUCAAUCCUACCAUCUCGAUGAACUCACAAACUCAAACCUAGGCGGAUACCAAUCGGAAAUCCCAGAUUUGCCACAAAUCCCUCCUAUUGGAAUGCCUGCUCAAACUUAUACCCCAUCCCACUCACCUACCCGAGCCGGAGCAGUCUCUCCAUCCAGAUCACCUACAAGAUCACCUACUCGGUCCAUGAACAACAUGGUCCACGGUUCACCCAAACGUCGUGGCGCAGAAACAACCCCUAGGGCCCUUUGGACACGCCUGGAGUCCCCCGCACGAACUGCAGACAAUACUCCCAUUGUGAUUGACGAUGAUGAUGACGACAAUGACAAUAAUUAUGCCAAUGACGACGAGCUCGAAAUCAUUUACGAACAAGAUGGAAACCCGCGACAUUCUACCAUGGACUCAUAUGGUAUCGCCAACACAGGAAAUGCAAUGCAUCGCGCCACAGAUUCAAACGCAACAGCCUUUGCAGAUGCACCUCUAUUGCCUCCGCCAAACCUUGCCGAUGAUGGAUACUCAUACUUGGAAAACGAUGAAUCUCAAAAUACUUACGCAGACCCAACCAUUGAGCAAACGCCCCAGUCUACAGAACUUCGCUCUGCCCCGUCCUCGGAAACUUUGUCUAGUAACGCGUUCGAGGUCCCCGUUAAGGCCCAGCCUCGUCGUAACAAGUCUAUGGCGCGUCGUGAGGUCAAACUGGUACGCGGUAACCUUGUUUUGGACUGCCCAGUUCCUACUAAACUCUACUCGUUUUUACCUCGCCGUGAUCACGACGAGUUUGUGUAUAUGCGCUACUCAGCCGUCACCACAGACCCAAAUGACUUUGUCGAGGGUGGUUUCAAUCUGCGGCCUGCCAUUUACGAGCGUGAGACUCAGUUGUGCAUCUGCAUUACCAUGUACAAUGAGGACGAAACUCAUUUCACCCGAACCAUGCAUUCGGUCAUGAAAAACAUUGGCCAUUUAGUAUCUCGAAAGAAUUCACCACGUCAUUGGGGCAAGGAUUCAUGGAAAAAGGUUGUUGUUUGCAUUGUGGCCGAUGGUCGCUCAAAGGUAUCUCCUGGAGUUUUGAAUGUUCUAUCUGCAAUGGGUGUUUUCCAAGAAGGAAUUGCCAAAAACUACGUCAAUGGUAAGGAGGUCCAGGCCCAUAUUUUCGAGUAUACAACCCAGGUCUCGCUUGACCCAGACCUUACAUUUCAGGGCGCUGAAAAGGGCAUUGUGCCUGUCCAAGUCAUGUUUUGUCUCAAGGAAAAAAAUGCUAAAAAAAUUAACUCCCACCGCUGGCUAUUUAACGCCUUUUGCCCUGUUCUGAACCCUGCUGUUUGCGUUCUUCUUGACGUUGGUACAAAACCCGGGCCCACAUCGAUCUACAAUCUUUGGAAAGCUUUCGACUCUGACUCAAACAUUGGUGGCGCGUGCGGCGAGAUCCGGGCCAUGACAGGACCUCAAGGUAGACACUUGCUUAACCCGCUUGUGGCUGCACAAAACUUUGAGUACAAAAUGUCAAACAUUCUUGACAAACCUUUAGAAAGUGCAUUUGGCUACAUUACAGUAUUGCCCGGUGCCCUUUCGGCCUACCGCUACAUUGCUCUCAAAAAUGGGCCUGACGGCAAGGGCCCACUCGCACAGUAUUUCAAAGGUGAGUUUUUGCACGGCUCCGAGGCUGACGUUUUCACAUCAAACAUGUAUCUGGCCGAAGACCGCAUCUUGUGUUGGGAACUUGUAGCAAAACGCGGCGAAAAAUGGCUGCUCAAGUAUGUGCGCUCGGCAAAUGGCGAAACAGAUGUCCCCGACGAUGUCCCGGAGUUUAUCAGUCAGCGCCGGCGCUGGCUCAACGGCGCUUUGUUUGCAGCUGUUUAUGCACAAACCCAUUUCACGCAAAUCUGGCAAACAGAUCACUCUUUGUUUAGAAAGAUCCUGCUCCACAUUGAGUUUGCUUACCAGUUCCUGCAACUUCUCUUUACAUUUUUUUCUGUUGCAAACUUCUAUCUCGCCUUUUACUUUGUUGCUGGGUCCUUGUCAUCUUCCAACGACGGCCUCAUCCCAAGUCGUGCAGGCUUUUACCUCUUUCUGCUUUUCAAGUAUAUCUUCCUGUGCACACUUGCCGCCCAGUUCAUCAUCUCUCUGGGAAAUAGACCUCAAGGUUCACGCCACUGGUUUUAUGCUAGUUUUAUUCUCCUCGGCAUUGUUGGUCUGUACGCCAUUGCCUGCGGUUUGUACUUUGUUGCACGCACCGUUCAGCAGCAUGGCAAUGCGGAUCUUGGAAAUAACGCUUUCACCAAUAUCCUUGUGUCGAUGAUUUCCACCUACGGUCUCUAUGUCGUCAUGUCGGUUCUUUAUCUGGACCCAUGGCACAUCAUCACCUCGUCCAUCCAGUACUUUUUGUUGCUUCCUGGAUAUACAAUUACCCUACAAAUCUAUGCCCUGUGCAAUACCCACGAUGUCACUUGGGGUACCAAGGGCGACAAUGAACAAAAAAUGGACUUGGGUAGCGCCGUUGUCAAGGCCGAAUCAGGCAACGAUAUUGUGGAAAUGGACAUGCCAGCGGAACAGUUUGACAUUGAUCAGCUUUAUGAGGAAGCCCUGAGCUCGCUACGCGACCGCAAAAUGACCCCGGAGGCCCCACCGGCCGUCAACAAAAAGACCAUGGUCGAGGACUACUACCGAGAAUUCCGAACCCGUGUCGUGCUCUUUUGGAUGAUUGCAAACAUGAUUCUAGCUUUGCUCAUGAUGCAGGUCUUUAGCCUCGAUAAUACUAAUGGCAACGUCUACCUCAAAAUCAUUCUAUGGAGUGUCGCUGCUCUCGCAGGCUUCCGAGCCUUGGGCUCGCUGGCGUAUCUUGUACAGAUCACUGUCAAGUACCUGUACCGGUCGCGCGACCGUACGUUCCGUAGAAACAAUCUUACGGGCAAGUAA
Magnusiomyces paraingens is the source of this 3075-nucleotide messenger RNA. RefSeq lists its product as uncharacterized. Gene Ontology annotation, cellular component: cell periphery; cell septum. The record is from RefSeq and is a predicted model, not a curated record. NCBI's taxonomy places the organism in Eukaryota, Fungi, Ascomycota, Dipodascomycetes, Dipodascales, Dipodascaceae. Gene Ontology annotation, molecular function: chitin synthase activity. The transcript has 2 exons. Bases 1 to 3075 code for a protein of 1024 amino acids.